This is a messenger RNA of Salvia miltiorrhiza (redroot sage), 1687 nucleotides long. Its product is annotated as berberine bridge enzyme-like 18. Gene Ontology annotation, molecular function: FAD binding. The record is from RefSeq and is a predicted model, not a curated record. Lineage: Eukaryota; Viridiplantae; Streptophyta; Magnoliopsida; Lamiales; Lamiaceae.
GCUCCGAGCAUUUUAUCUCUCACUUUCAUACUUCUUGCCAUCAUUUCGUGCUCCCAAGCAUCAUCUUAUGCUGAUAAUUUCCUUCAAUGUUUGCACAAAGAAUUCCACAAACUACUCUUCCAUUUCCAACAACAUCUACGCCCCAAUCAACUCUUCUUAUUCAUCUAUCUUGCAAUUAACCAUCCAGAAUCCGAGAUUCGCCUCAGAUCCUACUUCAUCACCGCUUAUCAUCAUCACCCCACAACACGAAUCACAAAUCCCACCUUUAAUCCACUGCGCCCAAGAGACUAAGCUGCAAAUUAGAACUCGAAGUGGUGGACAUGACUUUGAGGGACUCUCUUAUAGAGCACAACUCCCGUUCGUGAUCAUUGAUUUGAUCAAUCUUAGUGACACAACAGUUGAUGUUGACAGAAAAACGGCUUGGGUCGGAGUUGGCGCAACCAUCGGUUCGUUAUAUUACACGAUCGCGGAGAGAAGUCCGAUUCUUGGGUUUCCUGCCGGCCUUUGCCCAACCGUUGGCCUCGGUGGGUACAUAAGUGGAGGAGGCUAUGGCACAAUGAUGAGAAAAUAUGGUCUGGCUGCAGAUAAUGUUAUCGAUGCCAAAAUAGUCGACGCUAAAGGCAGAAUUCUCGACAGAAAAUCAAUGGGCGAAGAUCUGUUUUGGGCCAUCAGAGGCGGCGGCGGCGGCAGCUUCUGUGUAAUUCUUGCAUGGAAGGUACAACUGGUGGAUGUUCCAAAAAAGGUCACUGUUUUCAGAGUGAGCAGGACGCUGGAGCAGAAUGCAACUCAAAUCAUUCACCGCUGGCAAUACACAGCUCCUAAAUUGAACAAAGAUUUAUUCAUUGGAAUCCAGUUAAGCAGGACAAACACAACGCAAUCCAGCUAUAACGUGACUAUUAUUGCUUCUUUUUUCUCCUUGUUUCUUGGUGGGGUCGAUAGAUUGCUGCCGUUGAUGCAAGAAAGCUUCCCCGAGUUGGGGUUAGUGAGAGAAGACUGCACGGAAGUGAGCUGGAUACAGUCAAUACUGUUUAUAGCUAGCUUCCCCAUUGAGACAAGUUUUGCUUAACAGCAUUUGGGGCAAGAGAUAUUUCAAGCACAAUUUCCAUCGUCUCGUUCGAAUUAAAUCGGUGGUUGAUCCCAAUAAUUUCUUUAACAACGAACAGAGCAUUCCGCCAUUGCACUAAAUGUCAAGCAAAGUAAUAUGACAUGAUUCACUUGUCAGCAUGGUUUUUUUUAACUCAGUCACGAAUAAACUUACAUCUGAUCGCUUUCCUGCAUUUGCUAGUUGAAAUUAUUGACCUAUAUUUAAGAGUCAGUUAAAUUGCCACGUUUAUCUACAGCUAAGAGUUAGUUAGAUUGUCAGGUCAACAGAUAUUAGUUAGGGAGUUAGCCCACGUUUGGUUGUGUGUUUUUAGAGGUUGGAAAUGGAUUCAAUUAAUUGAAUCUAUUACUUAUUGUUUGGUUUGUGUAAUGAGUUAAUCAUUACCCUUACUUAAGGGUAACACAAUCACCCAAUUUGUUACCCCUCAAAAUAGAGGGGAAACAAAAGAAAGAGAAUCCCUUACUAAUGACUCAUUUUCAUUGCUAAACCAAACACUCAAUAAAAAUAAUGGUUAUUGUUACCGUUCCACUCCUUUAUUUGAUUCCAUUCCCUUUCCAUUUCUCUACUUGAACCAAACGAGCACUU